CGCAGCGAACGGAUGACCGUUGAGGUGUUGUCGACUACGUUAGUAUCGUGCCUCUGAUAUCAUCUAUUGUAGUGUGUACUCAUUAGUGUUUUGUGCUUUAUCUAUCAAGAUGGAGAAAAACAUUAUGUGCAACACAAACGAGGAAUUCAUAAAAAUAAAAUUGCAGGAAUGGAACUUAUCUAAAUGGUAUGAUCGAUUUAUUGAGGAAGAUAUUGAUAAAGAAACUUUUCUUACUAUUAAUGAGACUGAAGUGGCACAAAUAAUAUCUACCAUUGGAGGCAUACGCUGUUUUCUUGAGAAGAGGAAACUAUUGAUAGAAAGUAUAAAAGACGACUCACACCAGACAUCGGAUAAUGUCAAUCAAUCGGCAAAGUUUUCCAACAAAAAUGAACAAUUAUGGAAACCACUUAUAACAAAGACAGAGUCCCUUAAUUGUGAACAAAGAAAAAAUGAAGAAUCAUUUCGUGAAAAAAGCAAAGUUGGGUUUUCUAAAUUAUCCUGCAGUAAUGCUUCUACAUAUACAAAAGAACAUCCUACAUGUAAAGAAAUAUUAAAUACAACAUUUACUGAUAGUUCUGAUGCUGAAAGUUCGCAUAGCAGUGAAAAUAGUUCAAACGAUUCAUCAGAUGUAUCAAAUACUAAAAAAGCGAAUAUAGAUUUUUCAUUAAACAAAUCUGAUAAAAAAAUAGAAUUGAAGAAAAUUAAUAACGGUCAGAAAUUAAACACAACUUCACGUAUUUCUCCAUAUUAUUCUAAUUCAGCAACAAUUGAAAAUGUGGUUUCAGAUCUUCCAUUAAACACAGCAUUUACUAAGAGGGAAGUGCAUGUAAGACUAAAGUCAUCUACACCUAAAUUUGUAUCAAAAUCAGAUUAUAUUGACGACGAUUUGAAUAGAGAUAUACUAGAGGAUAAUUUGGAUUUUGUUGAUAUAAGUGAUUCAUUGAACAAACAAUUAGAAAAUAAAAAUGACCUGCUUCAAAUUCAGUCAAAGCUAAAGAAAGGAUACAAAAACGAGAACAACAACGAGAACAACAGCAACAACGAGAACAACAGCAACAAUGAGAACAACAGCAGCAAUGAAAACAACAGCAACAGCAUCAGUAUAUAUGCCCCCAGUAUGCUUUCCAGUAACAUCAAGAUGACAGAAACUAAUGCUGCAGUAAGUGACGAUAGCUUUGUAAAUGAAGUGCCACAUUUAUAUAGAGCAUGCCUCCUAAUGUGCACAAGUACAAACUCUCAAGGAAAAGCUGAAUCAAACUCUACUAAUGUGAUUCAAAGGCAAGUGAAAUGCUGA
Mycetomoellerius zeteki is the source of this 1294-nucleotide messenger RNA. RefSeq lists its product as uncharacterized. Bases 110 to 1294 code for a protein of 394 amino acids. The record is from RefSeq and is a predicted model, not a curated record. Lineage: Eukaryota; Metazoa; Arthropoda; Insecta; Hymenoptera; Formicidae. The transcript is spliced from 8 exons.